This is a messenger RNA of Penicillium griseofulvum, 963 nucleotides long. RefSeq names its product cysteine protease ATG4. The record is from RefSeq and is a predicted model, not a curated record. Gene Ontology annotation, molecular function: protein-phosphatidylethanolamide deconjugating activity. The coding region runs from base 1 to 963 and encodes 320 amino acids. NCBI's taxonomy places the organism in Eukaryota, Fungi, Ascomycota, Eurotiomycetes, Eurotiales, Aspergillaceae. The transcript is spliced from 4 exons.
AUGACCGUCGACAUGGAAAAGUGCAAACGCAUAGUACAAUACUUCUGGGACCCAGAACCCAGAAAUGAUGUACCCGCGGCAUCGAUAUCGUGUCUGGGCAGGGAGUAUGCCCCCCCGCAACCACCCAGUGACCAGGCCAUCAAUAGCCCACACAGCCCGCCAAGACAGUUGGAUGAUAGCACAUUGAAUAACACAGCAUGGCCAAAGGCAUUUAUCUCCGAUUUUGGAUCGAGGAUCUGGAUCACAUACCGAUCAAAUUUCAUACCGAUUCCACGAACAAUGACACCAGAAGCAACAUCCUCAAUGACUCUUGGGUGUGUGCCACCAAAACCCAAGUCACAGAGCGAUACUGAUUAUAACAGGCUACUUUCAACCGAAAGCGAGACCCCCCAACUUAGGGUCUAUGUAACUAAUGACACCUCGGAUGUUUAUGAAGACAAAUUUGCACACGUGGCCCACGACAGAUCAGGUCGAAUUCAACCAACACUCAUCUUGAUUGGGACUAGGUUGGGGAUCGACAAUGUCACCCCAGCGUACUGGGACGGGCUACGAGCUGCGCUAACGUAUCCUCAAUCCGUUGGCAUUGCAGGCGGACGCCCAUCGGCAUCGCAUUACUUCGUGGGGGCUCAAGACUGCCACCUCUUUUUCCUUGAUCCGCAUACCACCCGACCUGCAACAUCAUACCGACCGAAUGGGCUUUACACCCAAGAGGAACUCGAUAGCUACUAUACCUGCCGACUGCGGAGAAUCCAUAUCAAGGAUAUGGAUCCCAGCAUGCUCGUUGGAUUUCUCAUCAAGGAUGAAGAUGAUUGGGCUGACUGGAAAGAACGAAUUCAAUCCACGCCUGGACAGCCCAUUGUGCACAUCUUCCCUAGCCAGCAUCAGUCAGAUCAUGGUCAUGGCCGGGCAGAGGCUCUGGAUGAAGUUGAGGUGCUGGACGAUUCAGACGAGACGGAGAUAUAG